Molecule: messenger RNA, 3355 nt
Organism: Dendrobium catenatum
Lineage: Eukaryota; Viridiplantae; Streptophyta; Magnoliopsida; Asparagales; Orchidaceae
Product: ras-related protein RABB1c-like
Exons: 6
Coding region: 377-1012 (211 amino acids)
Cellular component (GO): Golgi apparatus
Molecular function (GO): GTP binding; GTPase activity
Source: RefSeq, a predicted model, not a curated record
CGGACGGUUUACGAUUUUAGAAUAAAUUUUCUUGCCGCCGGUGAGGUGGUUAGGUUUGCUUUUCCUUAUUUAGGUUUGCUUUUCUUUAUUUAUAUAAUGCAUAAACGGAGCUUCGAGCCAUUCAAUGGCGUUUGCCUGUCUACGAUUUGCUUUUUCCUCUUCUGCAUUUGUUCUAAGCUUCUCUGCCUCCUCCUCCUAAGUCCUGUCGGAUUGGUAGCCGCGCCGGGAGCUCGCCGCGAAGAUAACAUUUGAUCUCUCCUUCUUCAGCACCUCUUGGGGAUUCUUACUCCCGACAGGAAUUCCUCUUUUCCAUCAGAUUAGACGAAGCUUUAGCUAUUUUGAUCGGAAGAAGAACGAGCGCCGGAUCUGAGGAAGAAUGUCUUACGCUUACCUUUUCAAGUACAUCAUAAUCGGAGACACUGGUGUUGGGAAAUCAUGUCUCCUAUUGCAAUUCACGGACAAGAGGUUUCAACCUAUACAUGAUUUGACUAUUGGUGUUGAGUUUGGUGCUAGGAUGAUCACCAUUGAUAACAAGCCGAUCAAAUUGCAAAUAUGGGAUACGGCAGGUCAAGAAUCAUUCAGAUCUAUUACAAGGUCCUACUAUAGAGGAGCAGCUGGUGCCUUGCUGGUAUAUGAUAUUACCAGGAGAGAAACAUUUAACCAUCUUGCAAGCUGGCUUGAAGAUGCAAGACAACAUGCAAAUGCUAAUAUGACUAUUAUGUUAAUUGGAAACAAAUCUGAUCUUUCUCAUAGAAGGGCUGUAAGUACUGAGGAAGGCCAACAGUUUGCCAAAGAACAUGGACUAAUCUUUAUGGAAGCUUCAGCAAAAACUCCACAGAAUGUUGAGGAGGCAUUCAUUAACACAGCAGCUACGAUCUACAAGAAGAUUCAGGAUGGUGUGUUUGAUGUGUCAAAUGAGUCUUAUGGAAUCAAAAUUGGAUAUGGAGGAAUACAAGGUCCAGCUGGAGGAAGAGAUGAAUCUUCAUCCCAGGCUGGUGGUUGCUGCAGUUGAGCACCGAACGUUACUCUAGUCUGGUCCUUCGGAAAUCGAGGUUGGAUCCCUCUCGCUGCUUCCCUAGGGCUUCAGAGCUUUUGAUGCCAUGAUUUUUAUUGCCCGAAUGUGUCGGUUCUUGCUCUCCUGAGCCCUCUUUUGACUAAUUUUGCCUUUUUGGGGUGUUGUUUUGCCCUUUAUAGUUGGUUUUUUGUGCAUGGUUUUACUUGUAAUUUCUUUAUGGGUGUUUUUUGUGGUUCUUUGUAACCUCUCUUUUUAACAUACGGACUUAGCCCCAAAUUAAAAAAAAAAAAAAAUUCAUGUGUUGUGAUUAUUAUCUAUAAUCUAUUAUUGUUUAGGUUUUUCAUGACUCUGCAAAUUUUUUUGUUUUUUGUUUUUUUAACUUUCUGAGUAUAUCUAUUUGCUUGUUUACAAUCAUAUGUAUAUCUCAUUCGGUGAUGCUUUUCAUUGCAAAAAUUUCAGCAAUUUUAUUUGUUUGGGAAUGGUGUCCCUCUGACAUUAACAUACCUGUUAAUGACCUCCCUACUUCGCAGAAACCCACUACCAAAAUUCAAUCCCCUUCCCACCCAAAGCAGACUCGAGGUAAGAAUGCUCUUGAUGUCCCCCCCGGAAUGUGAGGGGGUUUAACAGACCCGACAAGGUGCACGCUUACAAAGGUCUUGUAAGCUCUUACAAUCUGAAGUUGUUGUGUAUUUUAGAAGCUAAAGUACACUUGUCCAAUGUUGAGGACCCUUGGUUCAUCAACUCUCAUCUCAUUUUUAACAAUUAAAACUGCUGCAAUAAUUUUAGCCUUUAUACCCCUAGUAGAAUUUGGAUUAAGUGUGAUUCCUCCCACCUUUCUUUCUCUCCCUCCCUCUCAUCUCAAAUCAUCCACGGAACUCUCUCUGUGGAAUCUUUCACACCCGAUUCUCCUGCCUGUCAUUGAUGCGGCCAACUCGGUCGAUGAUAGAAAAACUCUUUGGGAUCAGUUAAGAAAUUUGGUGCCUGACCCCUCUCAACCCUAGUUGAUUAUGGGAGAUGUUAAUUGCUACAAAUUUGAUUCUUAUAAAGCAGGCGGCUCUCCUUUACCCUUGGGUUGAUUGGGGGAGCUUAAUAACGUUAUUUCAUAUUGUGACAUUCAAGAUCGGCCUCCAUGGGCCUUUUCUAUAAUUGGUUCAAUCAGAGGAUUGACUAUCCCAUACAUAUCAACCUGGACAGAGUACAUAUUAAUUCAAAAUUUCUUGACCUUUUCCCUCAUGCCUUCCACAAAGUGGCUCCUCUUAUGUGCUCUGAUCAUUCUCCUUUAAUAGUUAAUACCACCUCCUCCAACGCCAACCCCUGCCAUUUUCUUUUUAAGAAUUAUUGGGCCUAUAUGGAUGACAUUUGGGAUAAAGUUCUCAAUGCUUUCUCUAGGCCAUUCACUGCCUCCCCUAUUGCAUCCUCCUUUCACUACCUUCAAAACCUCAAAAGAAAUUUGAAAGAAAAAGCUUGGGCUUCCUCCAACUUCCUUUCUAACUCUAUCCUGGAAUUAAAAUACAGACAUCAUCAAUGCAUUGUUGACCUCCAGAAUAAUCCACCAAAUCUCCAUUUAAAUGCAACCUUUAAGCUGGUUAAUGAUCAAUUAGCCAAUAUGCAAGCUUCUUAGACAUCCUGAAUCUCUCAAAGAGCCAACGCCAAAUGACUUUCUAAUGGAGAAGAUGACCUCGGUUUCCUUUAUGCUAUAAUACAUGCCAUGAGGAAUAAAAACAUUUUAAGAGAGAUUAAUACCCCUCUUGGUCACUUCACUUCCCCUCCAUACAUUGUGACUGCCAUUAUUCAACAUUUUAAGGGACUUUAUGAUGCUCCACCUAAUGCAAUUGAUUUGUGCAUCCCUUCGGGUGGCAUUGUUCCUUCGCCUUUAGCUAACUCUUUGGUUGCUCCCUUCUCUUAUGAGGAAAUCAAGGCAGUUGUUUUUUAGGGGCAGCAUGAUUCAACCGCUGGUCCACACAAUUUUCUGUGCUAAACUAGACAUAAUGAAAGCUUUCGAAACAGUCUCUCAUGACUUCUUGCUCAACAGGAUGCAUCAACAAGGUUUCCCUGAAAGUUUAUCAAAUGGGUUAACGACUGCAUUUCCAACGUCUACUUUUUAAUUUGCCUCAAUGGCUCUCUUGAGGGUUUCAUCCAUUCGCUAUCCCCUUUGUUCUUUUGUAUUGUGAUGGACGGCCUCUCAUGUUGCCUGCAUCGCCUGAACCCUGCUCCCCCUUUCUCUGGUUUAAAUCUAAAUGGGAUCUUUUUUAAUCAUUUGCUUGGCGCAGAUGACCUCCUAGUUUUUGGUUCUUCCACUCCCCAUAAUGCUUUGCCUUAAUGGCUCUCUUGAGGGUUUCA